AUGGCUGGGAGGCACACCAUUAUUCUGAUGCAACCAUCCCAAAACAGGAGCUCCAGGACGUUCAUGGAUUAUAAUUCAAUUAACCAUGCAUUGGAUGGAAUCUGUGGUCUCUAUGAAAGGAAAAUCAGGGAUAUCAACCCAAUGAUCCCGAACAUAACCUAUGACAUCACUGAUCUGUACAACUUCAUCGACGGCCUAGCUGACAUCAGUGCGCUAGUCUAUGAUCACGAAAUCCAUGCGUUUCUGCCAUAUGACCGGCAGUGGAUAAAGCAGAAGCUGUUUCAGCACCUUAAGAAGCUGGCUCAAAGAUAG
Triticum turgidum subsp. durum (durum wheat) is the source of this 312-nucleotide messenger RNA. The record is from the annotation of a GenBank genome assembly. Lineage: Eukaryota; Viridiplantae; Streptophyta; Magnoliopsida; Poales; Poaceae.